Molecule: messenger RNA, 1864 nt
Organism: Lethenteron reissneri (Far Eastern brook lamprey)
Lineage: Eukaryota; Metazoa; Chordata; Hyperoartia; Petromyzontiformes; Petromyzontidae
Gene: ATRAID
Product: all-trans retinoic acid induced differentiation factor
Biological process (GO): positive regulation of osteoblast differentiation
Cellular component (GO): intracellular membrane-bounded organelle
Source: RefSeq, a predicted model, not a curated record
UGAUGGACCUCUCGGACAAUCCACUCGCCAACAUAUCAAGCGCAACCUUCCUUGGAUUUACAAGCCUGGCGUACAUCGAGCUGCCUCAUCUCGUCGAAUGCCCUGGAGGGAACAAGGCUUGGAAGAGGAUAUAUGUCAACCACAGCAGGAUUUGCCAAGAUCAGCAGAAUGCAUGCAACGAAUCGAGUAACCACUGCCCAAAGGAGGCUGUUUGUCACCCAGAUGGUCCAGGCCUCUUUAAGUGUGACUGCAAGGACACCCAUCAUGGAUACAAGUGCGUUAGAGAGGGAUUCUUCCCGAUGGCGCUGUUCUUCGGCCUGCUUACAGCAGUGACCUUUUUGCUCUCAGCUUUUCUGUGGGCCACUCAGCGGAGAAAGGCAAAAACCCUUUAGUGGCCUGAUUUGCACAUUCCAUGUGCAAGCUUUUGCCACCGCUGGCAAUGGGUCUGCUAAAUGGUGUUGUCAAAUGCAGCGCUUGACAGAGUGCCAUGUGUUCGCAUCCAUUAACGCACUCGGCACUUUUUCGAGGCCACCGUUGAGUUGUAAAUUAUUUGUUGGGUUUAAUUAAUGUGUUGAGUGAGCUUCGUGUGUACAGUUGAAUUGACUUUUGUGCCAAGUGUGGUUGGAGUUCACCUUUUAAUUCAGGUUUGGUCUCAGGGUUUGUAGGUCUCAGAGAUCACGGAGUGCUUAGGACACCCACUGCCUUGAAUGAGGUGGCCUGUAGAUGGCAGUAGAACCAGAAGGUUAUGAACCUCUGAAUAAAUUGAUGAUUGUCAUUUCCUCCUAUAUGUACACUUUUUCGGUGACUAUGGUUUGCUUCAAAACACACAAUUAAAUAAUGAAUUGGACAAACGUUCAAACGGGGCACUCCUGAAAUACUCGGUGAAUUUUUGGUCGAUAUAUCAGAUUGUGUGCGUGUGUAUGUUGACUUCUUUCGCACCGUACUUAGCUAACCGUGCUAAUGGGAGAUGCGAGGUUUCGUGUAUGCUUUCAGAUCUGGGGUGGCAGUGUGUGCGGCCGUAAACAAUUAAUAAGAUGUUUCUGUUGUAAUGAUUAGCACACUGGACUUGCAAUAUAGAGAUCCGACACCUUGAUUCGAUCUUUCGGCUUAGCAGUUGAAAGUAUUUUCUUAAACACGUUUCCUAAAUCCCUUCCCUCCCCGGCUUCUGUCCACCCAGCGGGAUACCACAGUUAGCUGUCCUCUUUGGUUCUUUCAGUAAAGUCACAUAGGUAUAAAAUAAAAUAAAUUAAAUCAUGACGUUUCGGGCGCAUCACAAGCGUCCGUCAUGAGGUGGGACAACCACAGCAAGAAACAAUUACUGUGGUUGUCCCACCUGAUGAUGGACGCUUGUCGUGAUUUAUUUUAUUUUAUACCUACGUGACUUUACCGAAAGAACCAAAGAGUGUAUGAAUCCCUGCAGUCACGAAAAUUUCAAAUCUAGAUCACAGUUAGCUGAUUGGCAGGUAACGUGUGGCAGGGCAAAGGUUGGUGUGCUUCCCACCUCUUCCAAAAUGUUUGACCAGCGUGGAAGAGGAGGUGAAAUUACCACCUCGAAGUGGCUCCCUCCAGUCGAUGCCCUUCUGCCAGCAGUGGCGUAAGCAAGUAAUUUCAGGGCUGCACCUUUACCAUUUUUAUCUGAAUAAUGCUUGAUAACUGGCCACACGUUUUUUUAUUGCAAUUUUAUAUUCUUGUAGAGCACUGAUGUAUCAAUGCACCUAUCACUGUUUAUACUGCACACCGCUGUAGUGUAGUAUACGUGGUUGAAGACAUCAGCUCUGAACCGUUAACAAUUUUAUUGACUACUCAACCACUAUGUAAUGUCUACAUUCCGUUUGUAGGCGAUUCAUAAACUGUGUUGUGAUCA